Corapipo altera (White-ruffed manakin) is the source of this 1402-nucleotide messenger RNA. It is a transcript of the gene TEX12, whose product is annotated as testis expressed 12. Bases 187 to 678 code for a protein of 163 amino acids. NCBI's taxonomy places the organism in Eukaryota, Metazoa, Chordata, Aves, Passeriformes, Pipridae. The record is from RefSeq and is a predicted model, not a curated record. The transcript is spliced from 5 exons.
CUCUGUCCCCAUCCCUUGUCCCCUGUCCUUGUCCCCGUCCCCUGUCCCUCGACCCCCGUGCCCUCACGGACAGCCCCUCACCGCUAUUCCCCUCCCAGGGCCCGCCCAGAGCCUGAGGGGAAGGCGCCGGUCUGAGGGUCCCCGUUGUCCCUGAGGGGACCGAGAAAGGGAUAAAUCCCCUUGGCUAUGGAUUCCAGGCACCCCAGGCUGUGCCGGGACACCCCCGGACCUGCCCCCGCCGCCUCCAGCCCCUCAGGGCGCCCUGAGGCGCUGCCCCUCGGCGGGGAGGAGAGCUCCUUCGCAGAGGCAGCGAUGGCGAGCAACGCGCAAAAAUCUGAGGAGAGUGGGAGUAAACGUCAAAGGAUGGAGAAUGAAGCGUCAGAAAAUCCUCAGCUGUCCUUCCUUGACAAAACAGAUUUGGCUCUUUCUGAGGACUCACAGUCCCUUUAUGACACUGAACCACUGGAAAAGGUUUUAAACGAUAUGAGCAAAGAAAUUAUGACCUUGUUAUCAAAAUAUGCUAACAUUAUAAGUGAGACAGCAGCGAUGGAGGCUUCUUGUGUCCAAGAACUGGAAGGAAUCUUAAAGGAAGCGAGGGACAUAGACGAUGACUUAAAGCAGAAAAGGGAGAGUCUGAAACAGAGAUUCACUGUCAUGGCAAACACCCUGCAGGGAUAAAUGGAGUUCAUCCAACUGCUGAAGUGCAGAGCCAAACUCAGCCUAUUUUGUGUAUUCAAACAAACUGUGAUGAGUGUUAUUAUGUCUGGUUCUUAGGUAAAUAUUUAUGGCGCUCCAGGAAACAUUCAACAACUUAAGCAGUGACUUAUACAUAGUUAGUAAAACCAGUUCUUAAUAUCUGUUUUAAAUCCUGUGACUCCAAGGUUUUCAAACACUAAAACAUAAGGACUUUACUUGUUAACCCAUUGAACAUAGUACAGAAAUUUUCCCAUGAAACAUAGAAUUUUGUAAGUGGAAAAGGACCUCAGAUUAUUUAAUUCUAAUCAUUUCCCGGGUUUGUUUUAGUUUUUGGGUUUUUUUUCUUUCUACUUUGGAAAAUGUUUUGGUGCUAAAGUCUUUGUAGAAUGUACUUGCAAUGUUCUUUCAAUUUUGUCUCAGAAUACAAAUAGGUUGAAGAGAUCAGCUUAGAAAUAGGAGAGUUCUGUUAAGAAAAAUACUUUAAGAAAUGUAUAAAGUCUUAAUUUGAAAAUGCAUUUAACACUUGUACAGCUUUUCAUGGCCAUUUUGAUAUAAACAUUAAAGCACACAAUCAAAACUUUGCUGUGAUGUCAAUAAAUAACUGGACAAUAAUAACGUGGUCUAAAAUGCUCUUUUAUUUUGGAUGCAUGAGUACUGUUUGCUGUAUAUUCACUUUAUUUAAGGAUGCUCAUGGAGGUUUUUUCGA